AUGGCACCGAACCGCAGUAGCGCGCACAGCUCGCUCAAUCCAGCGGAGGUGCCCACUGCCAAUGGAUCGGCUGCUGCUGCUGCCUCUGAGGAGCGAGACAUUUGGUCUUCGAUUCUGCAACAAGUGCAAAAGACCGCCACCAACAAGCUUCCCUCGAACAAGUCCAUUCUGGUGCUGGGAGACAAUGACUCGGGGAAGACGUCGCUCAUCGCGAAGAUGCAGGGCAUGGACACCACCUGCAAGGGCAGCGGCCUGGAGUACCACUACCUGAUGGUGCGGGAUGAGUACCUCGACGAGCGGACGCAGUGCGGCGUGUGGAUUCUCGACGGGAACUACCAGUGGAAGCGGGACCUGCUCAAGUUUGCCCUCAAUGCGGAGAACUUCGCCGACACGACCAUCCUCCUGCUGGUGUCGAUGACCAAGCCGUGGGACAUCAUGAACUCACUGCAGCACUGGGUGGAAGUGCUUGAGGCGCACAUCAAGUCGCUCAAUCUCGACCCGAAGGUCCUGGAGAACUUUAGAGAGCAGAACCGACGACGCUUUCAAGACUACAUCUCUCCUGGUGAUGAGAUUGAAGGGCUCACCUCGUCGAUCCACCGAAACCGAUCUCACUCCUACUCGGGCGACUCACCCACUGAACCGGAACGAGAUCCACUGCCGGAGAAUGUGCUGUGCAAUAACCUGGGACUGGACAUUGUCGUGGCAGUGGCCAAGACGGACUACAUGUCUACGCUGGAGAAGGAGUACGACUACAAGGAGGAGCACUUUGACUUUAUCCAGCAGGCAAUUCGCAAGUUUUGUCUCAAUUACGGUGCAGCACUUGUGUACGUGUCUGUGAAGAUUAGCAAAAACUGUGAAGUGCUCUUCAAAUACCUGGUGCACCGGAUCUACGGUCUGCAGUUCAAGACGCCGGCGCUGGUCGUCGAGAAGGACGCCGUCUUUAUACCCUCUGGCUGGGACAAUGAGAAGAAGAUUGCCAUUCUCUACGAGAACAUACAGUCCUUCAGUCCGGAUGACGACUUUAACGACAUCAUCACCGUUCCUGUGAAUGCUAAUCCGGCUCAAAAGGAAAUUGAGAUUGUCGCCGAUGAAGACCAAAUUUUCCUGAUGAAGCUGAAGGGUCAGUUGGCCCAAAAUGAACCUUCCAAUACCAAUACGCCUUCCCGACCACUCGCCUCAACGCCUCAGUCUUCCAGCAAAGACCGCCGCUCGACGACCUCGGCAAACAGUCCAGCGACGCCGCUGAUGGACGGCGGCAAGGCUGGAACGCAAGGUGGCGAGGGUGUCCUGCAGAACUUCUUUAACCAGCUGCUGAAUCGCAAGUCAGUCUCGGGAAGCGGUGGAGCAGGUGGUGGUGGUGGUGCAGGCGGCGGUGGACCGGGCGGUGUCGGACCAAGUGGAACGCCCGGUGCGUCACCUCGAACGCCGGCCACGGGCGGCUCGGCGACGGCAGCGGCGGCCGCUGCGGCGACCACCUCUGCGCAGCAGCUUGGCACUGAAUAUGUGCAGGCGGAGCUGGAUCGAAUCCUCGAGGGAAACAAAUCGUCGUCCAGUGGUGCUGGUGGACAGCAGGAAUAG
Molecule: messenger RNA, 1578 nt
Organism: Rhagoletis zephyria (snowberry fruit fly)
Lineage: Eukaryota; Metazoa; Arthropoda; Insecta; Diptera; Tephritidae
Source: RefSeq, a predicted model, not a curated record